UUCCUCCCCACACCCGUUUAUAUACCUGCUGCUUCACCCUCCUUCAUGUUGACAGAGCCGUCUCCGCAUCUCCAAGGGCCGUCGACAAAGGGCCCGUGACAAUGACACCCUGUGACGAAACAACUCUCUCCCCUCUCCAGCGAGAAAAAAAGUUUGCGAUGCAAAUAUCGCCGGCCGGUAAGUGGAUUGUGCGAGGUUGUAGAUAAAACCGUGCGUGAGAUAAGUUCUGGCGCGGGAUGCGGAUUUUGAGUCGGGCCACAUAAUAUUUCUGAGGGUUUUAUUUCCACAUGUACCGUCGUAUUUGCACUGCUGGAUGGAGCCCCUUCUUAUCUCGCCUUCCCCUCAGAAUGGUGAAACCUUACCAAUGAUUGUACCGCAAAAACAAACACGGAAAUCCAUAGUUCGGCUCAAAACGCCAUUAUUUGCCCGGUCUUAUAAUGGGGAAAAAAAUGCUUGUGGUUUAUAGAAGUAUUCUUAUUAUUUCACCUGAUUCCCAAAAGUGAAGGAAUGAUACAUAUUCGGUACGUGACUGAGGCCUGACGAGCUUGUACUGGCGAGGCAUUAAAACCAUCCGAGCUAUUUAUAGGACACUUUCCGUACAAUGUCAACUGUAACUCGACUCCUGCCAUUCGCUCCCCGCAUCUCAAAUGUCUCCAAAACACAGUGUGUCCCAUCCACUUGGGUCCCACACAAUCCCAUGGACCACAAAGGGGAACCACCGCAUGCCGACACCUCCGGCAGGCCGGAUGUGGUCGGGGUUAGCCAGCCCGGGGGUGAAGACAAGCCGGAUCAUGAAACCGCUCCCAAGACCCCCCCACUUCCCUGGCAGGGCGAUUCGUUGUAUGUCUCUGGGACGGAUCGGGAGUGCUGGCCCACCCAGGCCAGGAGGGUGUCAUUUGCUGAUACUUUUGGCCUGAAUCUGGUGUCAAUUAAAGAGUUUGACACCCGGGGCAUGUCAAUGCUGCCAGACCUGGAGGCAGAUUCCAAGCAGCAAGUGGAAUACUGCCUGUCGCGUCUCUUCCCAAUGCCAAGUUCUGAGGCGGAGCUCGUGGGAAAACUUGCCGAGAGUAAGAUAGAGCUGCAGUCGGUGGAACUGCUUCCGGGAACGACGACGUUAAAGGGAGUCAUCCGGGUUCUCAACUUCUGCUUCGACAAGCGGGUCUACGUCCGCGCCACGCUCGACGGCUGGGCCACCUGCUUCGACCUGCCGGCGGAGUUCGUGCCGGGUUCGAGCGACGGCCAGACGGACCGAUUCUCCUUCCGGCUGACGCUGGUGCCUCCGUUUGGUCGAGACGGGUCCAGAGUCGAGUUUUGUGUCCGGUACGAGACGGCAGUCGGCACCUUCUGGGCGAACAACGGCGGUUCGAAUUACGUGCUCUACUGUGCCGAGACGGGAGGGAAGCAGGCGAACGAGGCCCUGGAAAAGACCAGAAGGAGCUGUCUCAAAGGAGUCGGAAAGGAGCCCAGUGCUGGAACCGAGGUCUCCAUGGGUUCCUGUUCCUCCAUCAUAGCCUGUUCCCCCAUAGGAACCAGCUCCUCUUUAGAAGUUCUAGCCGAGCGCAAACACAGCAGUGAGGCGAUGGCGCGGGAAGGCCCAGAGGUGUGGCGUUCGGAGAAGAAAGUUGAGGAGGAUCAUGAGACAGCCGUGGAGGAUAGCGGGCAGUGCUCCGGUGAGAGGAGAAAGCAGCAUCAGCAGUCGCACCUGGACCAGAUACGGAACCGCUUUGCCCAGAGAGAGAUGGCAGCGCGAUUGUGGGGGGGUGAAUCGGCCAGGGGCGAAGAAGCCAUGGCAGCUAGAAAGCCACACCACAAGAAGGGCCCGACUCUCUCAGGAGGUACAGAAGGUGGACAUCAAACAAGCAGCCAGGGGCAGGGGCCACCCCGUGAACCUGAUUCGCCAUUGCCGCUGGCAACAGAAUCGGUGAUUAACCCAGGGACCAAUGACGCGCGGAGUCGGACAGAUCCGGAGGCGGGACUUGGAAAGACGGAGGAGGUCAUCCUUGAAAUGAAAGCAAGUGAUCUUUGUGAGGCCAUUUCUGAUGCCAAAUGUGUGGGCGAGACGGAGGUUAAUUUGGAGGCCUCAUUUACCGGCCGACCUGCGGCUCCCCAGAAAGUCACAAGCUCCGGUGCUCGAGGGGUGAGUGAGCAGGCUACAAAUAUGCAUAAUGAGACUGGAAGUAAAAAUGAAAUCAGCAGGAAAGCAUGUGCGCGACAUGUGGAAGCCACUCGCCGGGAAGUAUCCUUAGUCAGGACCGAGCCCAAGUCAGACAACCACCCCUCUGCGGCUCAACACCCCUUCACUUUUGGGAUUUUGGUGGCUCCAUUUUAUCAACAGGCCUCCUACAGGAUGAAGGCUGGCAACAGUGACGCCAAUCAAGAUCAAGAGUCAGCGUCAGUGGCAGAUUUCAACUGGUGGGAAGAUGAGGAGACGGAAAAUGAGGACGAGUCACAUGACGUGAGUAUCCAGAGUGAGGCCUCUGCUAACGUACCUGAAAUUCCUGCGGACCAAUCAGGGAGCUGGCAUGAGAAGUUUCUAGAAGCCUCUGUGGGUCAUGUAAAUGUGGCUAAAGACAAAGAAUCUAUUGAAGACGGAACCCAAAACGCCACGAGUAGCCUUCAGACACAAACAUUCCUGAACCUUGAGUGUCAGGAAGUACACAAAAUCCCGAAUGACAGACCUAGCACUGAAUUUGGGGAAAAUGACACAGAGGGUAACUAUGGCCGUCUGGCUGACGAGGCAGUAACACGUGCAGGACAAGCAGACUGGGACAGUUUACCAAUACUUCAAAAACGUCCUAAUACCAGCUUAGAAAAGACAGAAUUAGUGGAAGGAUUUGGUCCUGACACAUUCUUUGCAAACUCAAAAGAAGGGUCAGAGAACAUCAGGAAUCUACUUGAUGCCAGUGGUACAGCCAUGACAGACCUCUGCAGUAAAAACGCGAUAGAUGUCUGUCAGAGCAAUGAAGUGUUCAGACUGAACGACGACUCUAAUUGGGUAAAUGAUGGAGAAUCAAUGAACAGAGACGGUGAAGCCGGGAGAGCAGAGUCAGAAGAACAAAAUAAAGGGCACAAAGUUUAUGGGAAACGAGAGGAAUCUCUUGAUGAUCUAAAAGAUCCAGUUUUUACAGACGCGGUGGAACAGAGUGAAAACGAAGAAGAGUUUUUAAAAUCAAAGGACGAAGCUCCCAUUGAGCACAAGGAGGAAACAUCCUUAAGAGAAGUAAAAAAAGCUUUUGGUGAAGAAAUAGGGGUGAAGCCAGGAAUUAAAGAACCCCUGAGAGGAGAGAAAGUGCUCGUCUGUGACACAGAAGACUUUUUAAUAGAAAUGAAAGACAGUUACAAUAAAGGAGGGUACAUAUUACUGAAAAAUACAGAGGAAGGAGGCAGGGAGAUCAACAAUGAUGAUCUACUUAGAAAAACAGUCAACAAAGUGGUGGAAGUGUUCCGCGAAGGGAAAGAUGAAGAUGUGACUAGACAGGACGGUCAUUUCAGAGAAGAAGAAACCUGUAUAAAUAUGCUGCAAAGGAACGGAAAAGAAGAUCAAAGAGACACAUUAGAGGGAGCCUCCCAUCUUCCAGAAUGUGAGGAAACUAUUUAUAGUGUAAAUAUUGAAUACAUCUAUGAAGGGGGCACUGGUCUAAGGGAAGAGAGAGAGGUAUUUACAGAAGAGAAGGUCCAUCUCUGCAAGGAAGGCAGGGGAGUGAAAGAUGAAGAUGUCUGCAAAGGAAACAUUUUUAGGGAGGAAUACGUAAACAAAAAGGAACAACAAAAGGAUUUAUACUUCAGAGAAGAGGAUGGUAUUAUUUAUACACAAAGACAUGAAGAUGGCAAUGGUGUCCUCCUGGAAGAAAAAGAAUACCUAAAGAGAGAUGGAAAGAAAGGAAGCGGAGAUCUUUCAGAGCAGAACAAUAUGCUGCUGCCUGAAGGAGAACAAACAGCUUACGGGUCUCAGUAUGAAGAUAUGGGUAGUGUUAGAGGAAAAGAGGAUCUACAAGAACAAGAUGGGGUGGAUGAAGGAGUACACAGGGUUCUUCACAAAGCAGAGAGCAUGUCUAGAGAAGAGAGAGAAGUCAAUGGUGAUGACAUAGGAGACCCUGAAUUCCAUGAAGAAGUGAGAAGUCUGAGUGCAGGUGAGGAAUACCUGCAGAGUGAGUUGGACACAUGUCAUGAAGAGGGAUUCGCGGAGGAGAACAGCUCCAAUGACUCCUACAGCGAUGAUGAGAUGGAGCAAUACCUACUUGGGCUGAAGUGCCACAAGAAAUCUUCUAACCCAACCACCCACCCCUUUAGAGAUGUAUUGACUCUUGUCAGCAAAAGAAACUCGAUCAAUCAGGGCAUGACUGCGAGGACCCCCUUGCCAUCGAUCAGGGAGUCUCCGUACGAGGGUUGGUACAGCGAAGAGGAGUGGCGGAGCGGCCGGCCUUCGACGGACCUUUCAGUAGUCGGAGAAUCAAUAAAUACUAACCCAGUCAGACUGCCCCCUAAGGAGGAACCAGGAAAAGCCACAAGAAUUCAUCCUUUCUGCAAGAACGACUCCUCUUCCUUUGAAGAUGCUUCUAAAGUUGUAAUCUGUGGCGCGUCGGUGGCCCUGCUCCUUGUAACAGCUUACCAUUAUGAUUUCAUUGCUUGCUUUAUACUCUACCUUUUCUCUUUGUUUUGGUUGUGCUGUCACGGGGAGAAAGAAUGGUUCGCAAGCAAAUGACAGACCAACAUAGACGACUUGAUUCUAUAUUCAGCGAUGUUUUGUUUUUAUGGGGGUGUUUCGAGGGGCCACCGACAAAGGAGUGAAAAUGGCUGCGAGAAAAAAGGGGCGAGUGAGAAUGUAACCAAAGUCACAGAGCGGAAAACGAUCACUGGGAGGAAAGGCAUUGGAAGCAAAAUUAUGAUGUUAUUGAUUGAAGAACAGACACCCAAGAAAGAAAUACAAUGCUUUGAGGACCACUGGCUGAACUGUAGGUAGCUGUGAGGGAGGGACUAGAUUAUAUAAAUGCAUCCUGGAAAUGCAUGUAGCUGCUUCUUUUGCAGCAGGCUUGUAUAAAGAAAGUUUUGUAUUUAUUUCCGUUUUAUUGAUGUUGCAGAUCAAUUUAGGGUGUCUUUUCCACUGUGUUGAACAAAUAUGAUUACUUAGCAUUUUAUCUGUCACAAAAAGCGUUACUGUUUUUGCAUUUUGUGCAUAUUUUGGGGCCAGACCCGUAGCCAGAAAUGCAUUUUGUGGGGGCUCCUGCAGCCCUUGGUAUAUUUGCCAACCAGAGAGGGCAAAUAUAUACAUAUAUAUAUAUUUGUGGGGGUGGUUGAUUAGAGACUUUGAUCACCGAUUUUGAAGGAGAUUGUCUUGGUAAUAAAAAUUAUUAUUUUUUUGGGGGGGUGGCGGCGAUGGAAGCCUGUCGUUCAGCUGAAUACACUGAGUGUGAGAAAGUUUCUCAAAAGACUGCACCAGAUAUAAACACUGAUAUAAGACUUGUUAGAACUCAUUUUGUACUUUUUGAAAACAACAACUUUUUAUGUAAAUUUUAAAUGAAACUUUAACUAAAAAUGUUACAUACCAGUGAAAACAAAUCAUGAAACCGUAUUUACCUAGGCAUCAGUCAUCCAUGCGUCUUUGAUAACCCCUAAUCCAGUACAGAGUCAUAAUAAUCCUGCAGCCAAUCCCAAGCAGUACAGGACAUAAGGCGAGGUAAGCCAAAACGUAAAAUACACCACGUUAGUUUAAAGAGAAGGAGUCUGUUCUGUUUUUUGAACAUCUAUCACUCAUCUUCAUCACACAUCAAUGAAAAACAGUAAACAAUCAGACCCUUUAUAUAUGUAAUGAACUCAAUGGCAGCCAGAAUAUCGCAUUUCAUACCACGGGCAAAGUUUCCUGGAACAGUACAACAGAAAUGAAAAGGCUUUCUCUGACAUCUCCUUGGCCUUUUUUUGGAUGCUUUGCACCCGGAUGUCUGUCAUCUGCCUCUGUCAUUUCUGUAUUUCGAACAGGCAGCGCGAGGCGAGGACUUUAAAUGGGUCUCAUAGGACGUGUGCUUUGGCACAUAUAGCGACCUGCCACUCACACAAGCACGCGGUGCAUCUCUGGGAAACACAGAGCCGCCGUUCGCUGCAUAAAGUUCUCAUCGUGGGUGAACUAUAUGCUGAUGAAAGAGGGGUGGGACAGACACAAAUAGCGAGCGUCAACACAAAAUAUGAUCCAGAAGUUAUAAAUCAUAGUCAUUCUCCUUGAACUUCAGAAAAAAAAAUGUAUUUGUCUUCUCUAGGGACUGCAUAAGACAGCAUUCCUAAAAUGAUCAUUUUGUUCGCAGAGAUAUUCUAGAAAGUAUUUAAAUGGCGACUAAAGUUUUUAGGUAUUUCAGACUGACAUCGUGGUUUGAUACACUUUGUUUUAACACUGUAGACAAAUGUUUCUGUUUUUGCUGACAACAUGCAGAGGUUACGAUGACCUACUUAUGAGGACGUACUUUCUCAUCCUGGAGUGACUGGUGUAGCUGAUAUACGGCCCAGGGCACCAGUCCUUCUAAUACCAGGUAGCUCACUCAUCACAGGUGAAUAACUGAUGCCACCUGUCUGACUUUGAAUGCAAUGGGUGCCCUUAUGUGAAAGCCAAGCAGCGGAACCUUUUGCUUGGGGAAAAGGUGGAAAUACAUACAUGUGUGAUUAAGGGACAGUGGAAGUUUAGGGGGCACUGCGCAAGGGCGUAGGUUUGGUUUCCACAUUCGUAGGGACUGAAUCAGCCCCUAACGCCCCGCCCCUCCAAACACACACGGCACUCCCCCAAUAAUGCUAGGGUCAGGUCCCUACUGUCCAUGCCCAAAUUCUACACCCUUGGCGGUGUGUUAACGGGUUAGGAUGUGGUGACUUUUAUCUGAAGGUCACUUGUUCGAACAUGGACAUGGAGAACCACGCAUGGGCCGUUGGGAAAUGAAAAUGAUGGGAAAUCACUGGUGACAUGACAGACGCUGAAGUGGAAUCAGGCCGGACUCACAGCUAGAGCCCCAGCGACCCAGAGGGAAUUCUGUGCCGCCUUAUCUCUGCCUGAUAACGGGGAUCAGCUCUCAGGCCGGAUAAACAUACCUGCCAUAACAAACACACAGCGGCUAACGUUGUUCUUACCCUGGCUCUGAAACGCCCUGUUUGUUUAGCCCGUCGCGGACAGCUUUGCGCCUGGUCUGAAGUACGUUGUGAGGAAAGCGCCUGGACCACGUCUGGUCACUCAGUCGAAACACGCGAUAACUCUGUGGACACAGGUGUGUGGCACUCUCCCCCCCCCACAGAUAAAUUAUGAACAAGGAGAUUAAAAAAGCGUCUGCGUGCCUUUGCCCUGGUGAAUUCACAGAAAGACCCCACAGAUGUAACACAGGCUGUCCCGUAACGAGCAGAUAGCGUCAUGUUUAACUUCACAGCGGUUUGUUAGUUCCAAGAAUGGCCCUUGUUGAUGAAAACUUCAGAAAAGGACUUGAUCCAAAUCGCCCAAAGGUAAACAUUUAGCCACUGGCUGCUAGCCUUUAGCCUCAAGCCUCAAAAGCUCAGGGGCAAACAACCCCACGGAGAUGGGAUGCCAUGAACUAAAAAUAAGGCUUGGAGCAACAACUGGCAUCAUGUGAGGGGUAUUUUCGGGAAGAUGUGGCUAGAGGCGUGCUCUGAGCGGCGCCGAGGCCAGUUAAGCAUUCCUGUCAUAGUGCCACAGGGCCAGAAACCUGCCUUACAGCAGAGAUCAGAGCACUAACAGUGCUACAUUCACUGUAAUAGUCAAAUAUAACUGUACAGUAGGGCCAGGUAUCUGCCUUACAACAAAGAGCAGAGCGCUAACACUGCCACAUUCACUGUAACAGUAAAAUAUAACUGUACAGUAGGGCCAGAAACCUGCCUUACAGGAAAGAGCAGAGCGCUAAGAGUGCCACAUUCACUGUAAUAGUCAAAUAUAACUGUACAGUAGGGCCAGAAACCUCCCUUAUAACAAAGAGCACUGUAAAAGUCAAAUAUAACCAUUACGGGAAAAACCUGUGUCACAGCAAAGAGUGGAGCACUAACAGUGCCACAUUGAUUGUAAAAGACAAUCAUGCUCCUCUGAACAUGAACUUCUUGUACUGUACAGAUACUAGCCUCUGAAUAAUUGUGUUGUGAACAGGUGCAUGCUUAUUUACAAAUAUAUGUGUGUUUCUGUUGGAAAUAACCAUGCAGUGCUCAAAAUCACACAAUGACACAAUUAUAUAAUUUUAUUAGCAAUUUAUGCUAAUACGUA
Paramormyrops kingsleyae is the source of this 8230-nucleotide messenger RNA. RefSeq names its product protein phosphatase 1 regulatory subunit 3A. Gene Ontology annotation, molecular function: protein phosphatase 1 binding; glycogen binding. Gene Ontology annotation, cellular component: protein phosphatase type 1 complex. NCBI's taxonomy places the organism in Eukaryota, Metazoa, Chordata, Actinopteri, Osteoglossiformes, Mormyridae. The record is from RefSeq and is a predicted model, not a curated record. Gene Ontology annotation, biological process: regulation of glycogen biosynthetic process.